AUGCACGGGAGUGCAGUGUUGUUCCUGCUGGUAGCUGCGGUGGUGGCUGGGGUCUUCUCUGCUCCCAACCCCAUCAAAACUGGCGAAACUAGUGGAUACCUGAGCAGUAGAUACAAGAGAGACUAUGGAGAAGUUGAUGACAAUUCCCAGGAAGACGACCACAGCCCAGUAGGUUAUCGUCGAGGGGGAGGAGGACGAGCCACCUACCGAGGUCAAGAGGCACCACAGGUAGACUCCACCCGCCGAACCGUCAGAGAAGCCAAAAGAAAACAUUGUCCCUUUUGCAACCUUGCAGAACACAUCUCUGGCAGCGGCUCUGUGAGUGGUUCCUUCUCCUUCAGUGGAUCAGGAGGAGACUCAGGCAGCGGAUCAGCUUCAUUCAGUGGAUCAGGAGGAGAAUCAGGCGGUGGCGGUGGAUUUGGAGGUGGUUCAGGUAGUGGUGGUGGAUCAGGCGGUGGCGGUGGAUUUGGAGGUGGUUCAGGCGGUGGUGGUGGAUUCGGGGGUGGCGGUGGAUCUGGUGGCGACAGUGGUGAAUUCGGUGGCAGUGGAUCAGGGGGCGGAUUCAGCGGCGGUGGUGGAUCUGGAGGUGGAAUUGGUGGUGGUGGAGGAUCAGGUGGUGAUCAGGCGGAGGAUUUGGCGGUGGAUCUGGAGGUGGCUCAGGUAGUGGUGGUGGAUCAGGCGGUGGCGGUGGAUUUGGAGGAGGUGGAUCAGGUGGCAGAAUCGAUGGUGGAUCAGGUGGUGGAUUCGGGGGUGGCGGUGGAUCUGGUGGCGACAGUGGUGAAUUCGGUGGCGGUGGAUCAGGGGUGGAUUCAGCGGCGGUGGUGGAUCUGGAGGUGGUGGCGGUGGAUCGGGGGUUUCUUUGGUGGUGGCGGAGGAUCGGGAGGUGGAUUUGGUGGUGGAUCAGGUGGUAGCGGUGGAUCAGGGGUGGAUUUGGUGGCGAUAGUGGUGAAUCAGGUUGUGGUGGUGGAACAAGUUGUGAGUGGUGGAUCCGGAGGUGGAUUUGGCGGUGGUGGAUUCAGCGGCGGGGGUGGAUCAGGAGGUGGAUUCGGCGGUGGCGGUGGAUCGGGAGGUGGAUCGGCGGUGGAUCAGGAAGGUGGAUUUGGAGGCGGAUCAGGGAGUGGAUUCGGCGGCGGAUCAGGAGGUGGAUUUGGGGGUGGUGGUGGAUCAGGAGGUGGAUUUGGGGGUGGCGGUGGAUCAGGAGGUGGAUUCGGCGGUGGUAGCGGAUCAGGAGGUGGAUUCGGCAGCGGUGGUGGAUCAAGUGGAGGCAGUGGCGGCUCUUGGCGUGGCGGUGGCGGUGGUGGCGGUUGUCUUACCAAUAAACCGGGCGUCACAUGUUCUGCUUCCGGAGGCGGUUUCCAGAUCGGAGGAAGCGGUGGAGGUUAUGGAGGCAGCGAAGGAGGAGGAAGUUCCUGGGCCACGGGGGCAACCUACUCUGGCGACAGCUCUGGCAGGGUGAAGGGUGUCAGGGUGGACAUCCGUACUGGUGGGGAGGAGGAUUAA
This is a messenger RNA of Homarus americanus (American lobster), 1500 nucleotides long. RefSeq names its product glycine-rich cell wall structural protein-like. NCBI's taxonomy places the organism in Eukaryota, Metazoa, Arthropoda, Malacostraca, Decapoda, Nephropidae. The coding region runs from base 1 to 1500 and encodes 499 amino acids. The transcript has 3 exons. The record is from RefSeq and is a predicted model, not a curated record.